GACAUUUUAAAUUCGUGCUAGAAGCAAGAAAAAUCCCAAUUUGAGAUCAACAGCGUUAUUUUUUCUCUUGUGUGUGUCCGUCAAUUUGUCCAAUUGUCGAUUGCCUGUGAAAAAGUGGAAUAUAUAGCCAGAUAUUAGUGAAGUGGCUACUUGCGAUUUAACAGUAGAGAAAAGUAACAAAAGCUUGCGUAAAACAACAAGUAGAGUGCAAAUGAUUUAUAACCCUAACGCCAAUUGAAAGAGCACGCGAAUUCCAAUGGCGCAGUGCCACCAUUACUAUUGUUGUUAAAGGAGGCAGAGUAGGAGGCUGCUACCUGCUACACUUCAACUGCGGUUGCUGCAUUUUUUUUUUUUAGCUAGGCGUGUUCUGCGAAGUUGUUUCAGCAACCACGAAAAGCUCGGAAAGAAGUGCGCUUGCUGUUCAUAUCUUCAAGGUGAAGAGGUAGCAAAAGUACUGGGUAAGACAAAAGGGAGUUGUAGAAGGGCGAGGCACACAUUUUUGCGUAGGCGACCAUAAAGUUAUUACAAAUUCCCAAUUGAAAAGUGAAUUAUUUAGCAAAAUGGAUGUAGCUGUUGUAAUUGAUACACAAAUUACCGAAUAUCUUGAGGAUCGCAAGUGCGCUUUGGAAGAAAUGAAGCAGGCCAUACAAUCGGUCGGUGCUAAUUUUCAGCGUGUGCAGUUCGACAAACUCGAUUUCGGUGAAACGAACAUGCUAGAAACAUUCUACAAUGCAGAUGUGGCGAUAAUUGAUUUAAGUAUACUGGUGCAACAGCGAUCACUGUCCUACCAUCUGGGAGUACGCGAGAGCUUCGGUAUGAAAGGGAACAUUAUCGUCUAUAAUGAUGUACAAUCCAAGCAGACAUUGUGCCUCAAGGUGUGUGAGUAGUAACCGCUGAAACUGCAUUUCGAUAAAUUUUAUUAGCAUAAUUAGUAGAAUUUCAGGCGCGGAGUUGGGGUGUUGUAGCAUUUUGCAAUCAAUUAACACAUAAUUCUGCCAAUACUACUUUCGGCAAAUAAGUAGCUUUGCU
Messenger RNA from Rhagoletis pomonella (apple maggot), 1029 nucleotides. RefSeq names its product mitogen-activated protein kinase kinase kinase 5 (gene Ask1). Gene Ontology annotation, molecular function: protein kinase activity. NCBI's taxonomy places the organism in Eukaryota, Metazoa, Arthropoda, Insecta, Diptera, Tephritidae. The coding region runs from base 561 to 887 and encodes 108 amino acids. The record is from RefSeq and is a predicted model, not a curated record. The transcript has 2 exons.